AUGUUAUCAUCAAUUCAAUUAUUCUCUAUUUUAUCAAUUACACUAGUUGUACUUGCUGUGCAUUUUGUAAAUGGUGUUCCCGUAAAUUUUGACUCAUCUGAUCAAAUAUAUACACCAUUCGAUGAUGAACCAAUAUUAUCAAAACGAAAAUUACCUCUUGAAGGUAUUUUAAUUGGUCGACGAGCUUUUCCAAAUGAUGAUAGUUCACUUAACAUACAUGAUUAUCUAACAGAAGGAAUUUUACUUGGAAAACGUAAUUAUCCAUUCGAAGGAAUUCUACUUGGAAAACGUAAUUAUCCAACCCAUGGAGUACUUUUAGACAAACCUAAUUUUCGUUUUUUCGCACCAAAACCAACACUUUAUAAUUGA
Rotaria sp. Silwood1 is the source of this 369-nucleotide messenger RNA. The record is from the annotation of a GenBank genome assembly. NCBI's taxonomy places the organism in Eukaryota, Metazoa, Rotifera, Eurotatoria, Philodinida, Philodinidae.